This is a messenger RNA of Dendronephthya gigantea, 1416 nucleotides long. RefSeq lists its product as uncharacterized. Bases 25 to 1416 code for a protein of 463 amino acids. The record is from RefSeq and is a predicted model, not a curated record. The transcript is spliced from 6 exons. Lineage: Eukaryota; Metazoa; Cnidaria; Anthozoa; Malacalcyonacea; Nephtheidae.
CAAGAUGAUGGUCCAAUAGUUAAUAUGGAUCAUGAUAACUUCAUCAACCAAAAUGGCGAGCAAUUGAUUGAAAAUAUGGAGGACCCUACCAGGUCGGCUGCUUUGUACAUAUUGAAACUACAAGAGGAAUGCUCUCUACCCAAGUCCACCGUUGCUGGAAUUGUAUCCAACACGAAAACUAUUCUACAAGAAACAUUGGCACAUGUCCAAACGCAAGUGCAAGGUUGCCUAAGCAAUGCAAACAUUGACGAUCAAAACGUGCCCGGCCUGCGAGAGAUUUUUAAAGACAAUAUAACAACAAACCCAUUUCACAACUUGGAAACCGAAGCACAACAAUUUGCCUACUACAAAGCUCAUUUUGGAUUAAAGGAACCACAAAGAAUUGUUCUGGGGCGUAGAGAAGUUUUUAAAAGAAGGAAAGGUAUAAUGCAGCAAACCCAAGUCAAUGAUGAAGCAUAUUACAUCCCACUCUUGGACAGCCUUCAACAGCUUCUUAAUGAUGAGUUUAUUCUUGAAGAGAUUAAAAAUCCUCAUGUGAGCAUUGAUGGGCUCAUGAGAGACUACUGUGAUGGCUAUCAAUUCAAAAUGCAUCCUCUCUUUUCGGUAAAACCCACAGCUCUACAGAUCAUGCUAUAUUACGAUGAUCUGGAAACAUGUAAUCCACUUGGAUCAAGAGCAACCAUACAUAAACUUGGAGCAUUCUACUACACGUUGGGUAAUAUCAAUCCCUUAAAUCGUUCAUCAAUGAAGGCUAUUCAGCUUCUCUGUUUGUGUAAAACAUCAAAUAUCAAACAGUAUGGUAUCAAUGCAGUCCUUGGGCCAUUCAUGGCAGAUUUGAAGAAGCUAGAACAGGACACAGGUCAUCCCUUCACUGUCCAGGGAACAGAACAGAACUUCUGUGGAUCCAUAGUGUACACAUCUGCUGAUAAUCUUGGAGCCCAACAGUUGGGAGGAUUCAAAGAGAGUUGCAGCGCACACAGACCAUGUCGUUACUGCCUUGCUACUGCUGAGGAAAUGAAAUCUAAGUUUCAUGAAAAAGACUUUGUUCUCCGAACAAAGGAAGACUACAAAGACCAAAUUAACCAAGUUGAAACAUAUGGCGAGCACUUUAGCAAAACAUAUGGACUCAACCGAAGAUCCAUCCUUAACGAGAGUGACUAUUAUCAUGUCAUUGGAGGUUUGCCACCAGACAUAAUGCAUGAUAUUUUAGAAGGGGUUCUACAGUAUGAAACAAAAGAGAUGCUGAAACACUACAUCAAAGUGGAACGUUACCUUACCUUGGAAAUCUUGAAUGACCGAAUUGCCAAAUACGACUUUGGAUAUUACAAUGAUAGUAAUAGGCCAUCACCAAUAACGGAACAAAAGUUAUCGUCAAAUGACAACAACCUGAAACAACAUGGUAAGUUUAAAUCAUGA